AUGGAGCGGUGGUUUUGGACUCUGGUGUGCUUUGUGUGAGGUGUCAGCUGAGGGAUUUACGGGGCCUCACCAGUUCACCUCCACCAAAAAAAGAUCCCUAGUAGUAGUAGGAUAUAGUGGAGAAAUUCUUCGACAGAACUGAAGAACUGAACGAGGAGAGACACCAAAGGAGGAGAGGCAUCUCUCAGGCAUGGAGCUCAAUCCGACCGAAGACUCUGUGAUCUCCGAGUUCGUGAUCGUUCAGAGAUGAAACAUAUAGUCCACUCUUUCUGUCAUGUGAGUGAACAAUUUAGCCCCCAAAAAUUUACUCUCUGAAACAUGGGUGACCUUCCCGAGCCAGAAGCUGCCAUGGCCGUGCCGGAGCCGUCGUCCAGCCUAGCACUCCGAGUCUUCUACCUGCGGGUGAGCAGGUGCGAGGUCGACGAGUCCAUGCUGGAUACUCUCGCCCUCACCCACACCCCGCUCACCCCUGACACCAUCCUGGACGUGAGCGGCGCCGAGCACCAGCCAGGCAUGGGCAAGGGCAACGGCAGCGUGUCCUUCUGCCUCCGCCGAGACCGCGUCGACAAGAGAUCGGGGGAAGCCACCUUCGUCUGCACGGCGACCGUCAGGGUGUCGGGCAGCGUGCGGUUCGAGGUCCAGAGCAAGGACGAGAGGAUCGUCGUCGGGAUCCUGGAGGCGUGCGACGUGGACAGCAAGGGCACCAAGAGCUGGGCGAUGAAGUGCCAGGCGGCGACGCAGCGCGGCUCGGGGUUCCUCAGGUGCGGCGGGGAGAAGAGGGACACGAAGCCGCCGGUGGUGGAGGUGUACGUUGCAGGCGUGUUCCGGGGCACGCCCGUCGUGUUCACCAAGGCCACGCAGCUGCGGUUCAGGCGGCGGCGGCAGGUGAGGGCGUUCAUGGACCCGAUCCCGGAGUGCCGCGAGCAGGUGGAAGAAACGCAUCACCCAGAGGAAUCGGGAUACCGGUGCUACAAGCCCGAUCCGAACUGGGACGACGACGACGUCGACGACGACAGCCUCUACAUGAGAUCCGACGGGACCGACGACGGCGAGGAGUACAGCGAGCUGUCAUGGUUCACCGCCGGCGUGAGGGUCGGCGUCGGCAUCAGCCUGGGCAUCUGCCUCGGCGUCGGCAUCGGCGCGGGCCUCGUGGUCCGUUCGUAUCAGUCCACCUCGAGGACCCUGAAGCGGCGCCUCAUCUCAAACCUGCUCUGAAACGACCACACUGUGAGCGCUUAUCCGGUGGUUCGAAAACUUUCCUACUGAUGAUGAUGAAAAAUAUAUGUAUGUAGAUGCUGCAACGUUGUGCGCUGUGCCGAAUGCAUUUGAUUUAUAGAUCGAGGAAAACAAUCUCUUCUCCCUGUAAACUGUUGAUACGGAGGUGUUGAGCACUAAAAAUGCCACCAGAAAGUCCGCGGUCCGGAUGAUCCGCGUUGCCAAU
This is a messenger RNA of Zea mays, 1441 nucleotides long. RefSeq names its product Erythronate-4-phosphate dehydrogenase family protein. The record is from RefSeq and is marked predicted. NCBI's taxonomy places the organism in Eukaryota, Viridiplantae, Streptophyta, Magnoliopsida, Poales, Poaceae.